Molecule: messenger RNA, 663 nt
Organism: Saccostrea cuccullata (small rock oyster)
Lineage: Eukaryota; Metazoa; Mollusca; Bivalvia; Ostreida; Ostreidae
Exons: 4
Coding region: 12-581 (189 amino acids)
Source: RefSeq, a predicted model, not a curated record
CAAGCAAGCCAAUGAGAAGAUGGAAUGCUUCUUCACUUAUGUUUGCUUUUUAUUUGCCUUGCUUAACAAGCUUUGUGUUUCCUCCAUCAUGUUUAUUCGGGGAAAUGUAUGAUAUUGCAACCAAUUCUUGUGUAGAUUGUGUGGAAGGAUAUUCUGGACCAAAUUGUUCUAUACGUUGCCCGUUCCCUGGAUAUGGUAAAGCUUGUCAGCUCACUUGUAGCUGUGCUGAAGAGGAAUGUGAUGCUGCUACCGGAUGCAUAUACAGUAUAACAGGGAAAAGACGAAGAAACGAAACUGAGACGAAAAUGUUUGUAAUAAGGGAUCAUAUUGGUGUGGAUGUUCUUUCAACUCUUCAUCCAUCACAACUAAAUAGCUUUCAAAGCACUGAUUUAUUAACAAAUGGUAAUCAAGAAAACGAACAUAGAAAUAUAUCUAGGCAAACAGGAAUCGGGAUUUUAUCAAGUGUACUGGUUAUUCUUGGUAUUUUGUUUGGUGUGUUCUUUUAUUCAAAAAGAAAGUAUUGUCAGAAAAACCAUGAGAAAAGGUAUGAAACUCAUUAUGAAGACAUAAAUGAACUUUAAUUUGUAUGUAUAUGUAAUAUGUAUAUAAUAUAAUUAAGGUAACAUGCACAGCGAGUUUCAAGUACUUUUCAGAAAAGUUUGA